GAUUAGGACAUUGGCGUUUUCACUUAGGUGAAAGUUUCAUAUUAACAGAUGAAAAUCUUAAUCAUUAUUAAAUUGUGACAGUUACUUUGAUUUAACUGUAAAUUGAUUACAAAUCAAGUAGAUUGAUUAAAAUAGUAACUAAUGUUAAUCAAGUUAUUGAUUCAGUUAUUAAUAUUUCUGUUAAAACACUCAGAUUUGAGCCUGAUUGUAAAUGCAAAUUCAAAUUUGAUUUUUAUUCCAAUCAUGAAAUUGAAUCGGACAGUUUAUGUUCAGCUCAUUGAUUUUUCUAUUAUCUGAUUCGUUUAAAUUUAACAAUUAAUUUAUAUUCUCGUGAUUAUAUUGAUUCAUAUGAUUGGAAAUCAUUCAGAACUCUGCUGAGUUUAUUCAUAGAAACAUGUAGGUUACAUGUCGAUCAUUUUAAAUUAAUUAUCUUUCUGAUUGAAAGGAAAGAAAACUUUUCUUCGAUUUUCAUAAAUGAUCAAUUUUCUACAAGUUGAUUUUCGACGAUAACAAUUGAUUGACCAAAGCGAUCGAUGAGUUGUGAGAAAAUUAACUGAUCAGCAAAAAGUUCUAGACUAAAUUAUCGGACGAUCAAUAAGCUAUAAACUAUUCUUAAUAUUAUUAUCCAGUUCGUUCAUUUUACCAUUUCAAUCGAUAUUCAUUUAGAAUUGUUAAAAUCGUUAGUUAUUGUUAAGAAUUAAUAGUGAGUAGGUUAACUUUGGUUUAAUUGUUUCGAUGAAAAUGAAGUCCUUUUUAAUGGUUUCGAUAAUCAUUAUCCAAUCUAAUUUGAUCAUCAGUGAGUUCAAUAAAAGUAGCGCUGGUCCAAUCGUUGGACUUGAUUCAGGUUUGAUUCAAGGAAAGUCGAAAAUGUUUCGUGGUAUUGAGGUUUAUCAGUUUCUUUGUAUUCCCUAUGGUGAACCUCCAAUUGGUGUGAAUCGAUUCAAAAGGUCAGUCCCUAAAUCGACUUGGACUGGUGUUUUGUCUACUCGUGAAUGGGGUCCCUAUUGCGUCCAAUCGACACUGACCAGUGACAUUAAGGUGUCAGAGGAUUGUUUGUCUCUAAAUGUUUUUACAACUUCGAUCGCUGUUGAUGAUGUUCAAAAGGGUGACAAGCAACAACUUCGACCCGUCAUGGUUUGGAUCCAUGGGGGAGCAUUUCGUCUUGGUUCAGCUCAUAUGGCCUCUCUUUUCGAUGGAACCGCUUUAGCGGCUUUGGAGGAUGUGGUUAUUGUAACGAUCAACUAUCGUCUUGGUGUCUUUGGUUUCUUGUACUUACCCGAUUCCGAAAUUCCCGGUAACAUGGGACUUUGGGAUCAGAAUUUAGCACUCAAAUGGGUCCAAAGUAAUAUCAUUCAUUUUGGCGGUAAUCCCGAUCGGGUGACGAUAUUUGGUGAAUCAGCGGGCUCCUUGUCCGUUUCUGCUCACAUUGUAUCACCACAAUCGGAGGGCUUAUUUGCCAAUGCAAUCAUGCAAAGCGGGGCAAUUUAUGGUCUACACUUGUUGUCACCCAAAAACACCACUGAAUCAUUUCUGAAACAAAUUAAUUGUUCAUCAAUUGACCAGAAACUUUGUCUCUCAUCAUUUAAAUUUCAUGAUCACCCGGAGGUGGAAUCUAUAGAUUUCUGGCCAAUUUACGGCGAUGAUUUUUUACCCGUUCUACCUGAAGAUGUUGUCUCAUCAUCGGGUGUAGCCAAUGAUCUGAAUCUAUUGAUUGGGACAGUUGGAUACGAAGGAGCGUUAAUGUUGGUUUGCAAAGAUCCAAUUACUUUCGAUCCCGCUAAUCCGAUUGAGUUAAAUGUUUCCAAUGUUAGAGGUAUCAUAAGUUACCUAUUUGGUUCAUCGUCAGUUGAUUAUUUUACUGACAAAUAUAAUAUAAGUUCAUUAGGUAACAAUUCAGAUGAACUUAGACUCCAAUUAGCUAAGCUGGUCGGUGAUGUUAUCCUUACCUGUCCAACUUAUAUCUUUGCCCGUGACCUGGUCAAGCAAAAUAAUAUCAACAAUGUUUACGGCUACUAUCAAAGUCAACGUCCAUCCAGAUCACCAUUUUCUUUUAUGAAUGAAAAUAAAUGGGUACCGGUAACUCACUCAGAUGAUAUUCUAUUUGUUUUUGGCUAUCCCUUGAUGGAAGAUGAAAAAUAUCCCAAUGAAGAUUUGAUUCUAUCUUCAAUGAUGAUCAAUAUAUGGACAACAUUUGCCAAAACCGGUAAACCUCCACCGAUUGGUCCAUUUAAAUGGUCAAACUGGACAAUGAAUUCUAAUAAAACUGUCACCCCAUUUAUAAUGGAAUUGAAUUCUAAAAAAGUUAAUCUCAAUGACGAAAAUGUUGCAAGUUCUUGUUUCGAUAAGUGGCCAUUUCCAUUGGAAAAAUCAUACAAUCUUCAAAUAGAAUUCGGUAAAUUGUCCCAACUUUCUGGCUGAAAAUCAUCAAUUGUUACAGUUAAUUUCUGGUUAAUAUUUAUGUUCCUAACCAAUAGAUGGCUGUUCUGAUCAACCAAUAUUUGAUUGUGACAAUUAAACACGAUCGAUAAGCUUG
Molecule: messenger RNA, 2533 nt
Organism: Panonychus citri (citrus red mite)
Lineage: Eukaryota; Metazoa; Arthropoda; Arachnida; Trombidiformes; Tetranychidae
Product: acetylcholinesterase-like
Exons: 3
Coding region: 736-2418 (560 amino acids)
Biological process (GO): acetylcholine catabolic process; choline metabolic process
Cellular component (GO): plasma membrane
Molecular function (GO): acetylcholinesterase activity
Source: RefSeq, a predicted model, not a curated record